UUCCAGGGCUAAAAAUAAUCACCUCUGUGCUCUCCAACUCUCACUGUAUGUUGUUUCUUUUCUCUGUCUGUUCUCUUUCUUUACUAAAAUCCAACCAGUCGGAAUGAAACGGUGUCAGUGAGGAAAAUCGCUUAGUUUCCAGUCUGACUCCAGGUCUGUGAGGAACCGAUGGCUGGUGGCAUGCCCUUGUCAUUUUGUGGUAACAACAAGGUUCCUAGUGCCUACAGCGUGGACAACGGUGUGCUGAACAACGGCUGCUUUGUGGAUGCUCUCAACUUGGUUCCUCAUGUCUUCCUGCUCUUCAUCACCUUCCCCAUCCUCUUCAUUGGUUGGGGCAGUCAGAGCUCAAAGGUACAGAUCCAUCACAACACAUGGCUUCAUUUCCCCGGACACAACAUGAGGUGGAUCCUCACCUUCCUGUUGCUCUUCGUCCACGUGUGCGAGUUUGCAGAAGGCAUCGUCUCCAAUACGAUAAUGAGUACCAACCACCUCCAUCUCUUCAUGCCUGCCUUCAUGGGUUUCAUCGCAGCCACAACAUCAGUGGUUUAUUACCACAACAUAGAGACGUCCAACUUUCCCAAACUGCUGCUGGUGCUCUUUAUUUACUGGGUGUUGGCGUUCAUAACGAAGUCCAUCAAGCUGUGGAAGUUCGCAGAGUUUGGGAUCAGGUUCAAGUAUCUGAGGUUCUGCAUCACAGCCAUGUUAGUGAUCCUGUAUGGACUCCUGAUGGCCGUGGAGAUCAACGUCAUCCGUGUCAGGAAAUACGUCUUCUUCACCAGCCCUCAGAAGGUGAAGCCCCCAGAGGAUUUACAGGAUUUGGGGGUCCGCUUUCUGCAACCUUUUGUCAACCUCCUCUCUAAGGCAACAUAUUGGUGGAUGAACCCGCUCAUCAUUGGAGCCCAUAAGAGGCCGAUAGAGCUGAAGAAGAUCGGCAAGCUGCCCAUCGCCAUGAGAGCCCUGACCAACUACCUGAGGCUCAAAGACGCCUACGAGGAUCAGAGGACAGGCGAAGAUCCGGAUCGAGCUCCGUCCAUCUGGCGCUCCAUGUACAAAGCCUUUGGCCGCCCAAUCCUGCUCAGCAGCACCUUCCGAUACCUGGCGGACCUGCUGGGCUUCGCCGGGCCUCUCUGCAUCUAUGGCAUUGUUCGUAACCUGGAAGUAGAAGACAACGUCACAUCAGCUAACAAGAACAUGGAAAACUAUUUUGCCGUCUACUUCAUGCACACCACGGAGCUCCUGGAGAACAGCUCAGUCUUAGCCGUUCUUCUCUUCCUGGCUCUGGUCCUGCAGAGAACCUUCCUGCAGGCUUCCUACUACGUCACCAUCGAGACGGGCAUCAACCUGAGGGGGGCGCUGCUGGCAAUGAUCUACAACAAAAUCCUGCGACUGUCCACCUCCAACAUGUCGAUGGGGGAGAUGACUCUGGGGGAAAUAAACAACCUGGUCGCCAUCGAGACCAACCAGCUGAUGUGGUUCCUCUUCCUCUGCCCCAACCUCUGGGCCAUGCCUGUACAGAUUGUGAUGGGAGUGAUUCUGCUCUACAACUUUUUGAGUUGGAGUGCCUUGGUUGGAGCAUCGGUUAUAGUUCUGUUGGCUCCGGUUCAGUACCUCAUAGCUACAAGGUUGGCGGAAACACAGAAAAGCACGCUGGAACACUCUACAGACCGCCUGAAACAGACAACAGAGAUAUUAAAGGGUAUAAAGUUGCUGAAGCUGUACUCCUGGGAAGAUAUCUUCUGCGACAGCGUGGAGCAAACCAGAGGCAAAGAACUCACCAGCCUCCGGACGUUUGCUUUCUACACAUCCAUGUCCAUUUUCAUGAAUGCUGCCAUUCCCAUUGCUGCUGUUCUUGCUACAUUUGGGGUGCAUCACUUCCUCACCAACAGCAUUCCCAGUCCUUCUCAAGCCUUUGCAGCGCUGGCGCUUUUUCACAUACUGGUCACGCCGCUCUUCCUGCUCUCCACUGUGGUCAGAUUUGCGGUGAAGGCCCUCAUCAGUGUCCAGAAGCUCGGUGAAUUUCUCCAGAGUGAUGAAAUUGGAGAUGACAGCUGGAGAAAUGGAGAUAUAUCAGUUUCCCUGGAUGUCGGGAAGAAACACUUGGGGAUGACCAAAGCCAUCAACAGGAAGCAGCCGGUGCGCUACCAGAUGGACCACUACGAGCAGCCGAGCCGGCGGGCGAUGAGACCCACAGAGACGGAGGAUGUGGCUGUAAAGGUGAGCAAUGGAUCCUUCACCUGGGGAAACAACCAGUUGACGCUGUCAGACAUCAACAUACGUAUCCCCACAGGUCAAUUAACAAUGAUUGUGGGUCAGGUGGGAUGUGGGAAGUCUUCCCUGCUGCUAGCCAUGCUUGGUGAGAUGCAAGCAAUCGAUGGAGGAGUUUUCUGGAGCAAGGUGCCUGAUUGUGAGAUGGCCCACGAAGGGAACAUCAGUUGGUCACAGAUUGAGGACUCUGAGGAGGACAUCGGGAGCAAGAACAGAAACUCUGUGGCCUACGCUGCCCAGAAGUCGUGGCUGCUUAACGCUACGGUGGAGGACAACAUCACCUUUGGGAGUCCCUUCAACAAACAAAGGUACAAAGCUGUGAUUGAUGCUUGCUCCCUUCAGCCAGACAUCGACCUGCUGCCAUUUGGAGACCAAACUGAGAUUGGGGAGAGGGGGAUCAACCUCAGUGGGGGUCAGAGGCAGAGGAUCUGUGUGGCCAGGGCUUUGUACCAAAACACCAACAUUGUCUUUUUGGACGAUCCCUUUUCAGCGCUGGACAUCCACCUGAGCGAUCACCUGAUGCAGGAAGGAAUCCUCAAGUUUCUGCAGGACGAUAAGCGAACUGUGGCCCUUGUCACCCACAAACUGCAGUAUCUCAUACACGCAGACUGGAUCAUAGCGAUGAAGGACGGCUCUGUGCUCAGAGAGGGAACCUUGAAGGACAUUCAGACUCACGACACAGAGCUUUACGAUCACUGGAAAACUCUGAUGAACAGGCAGGACCAGGAGCUGGAGAAGGACAUUCAGCAAGACAGUCAGACAACACUUGAGAGGAAGACGCUGAGGAGAGCUUUCUACUCCAGAGAGACCAAGAAUCAGAUGGACGAUGAGGAUGAAGAGGAGGAAGAGGAGGAAGAAGACGAUGAUAAUUUUUCCACCACCACCAGCAGGCGAUCUAAGAUCCCAUGGAAGAUGUGCUGGUGUUACCUUUCCUCUGGUGGCUUCUUCAUGGUCUUCCUGAUGGUUUCCUCCAAACUCCUCAAACACUCAGUCAUCGUUGCCAUCGAUUACUGCCUGGCUCUCUGGACCUCCACCACAGCCAAUCACACUGGAUCAGACAUAAAGAAUAGGACCAGCCUCAUCAACGGCAGCACCUCCACAGACUCAGCUGAUGCUUCUCCACAACCUGAGCAUGAGUUGUACUACCUGCACGUGUUUUUCGUCCUGUGUGCUGCUGGAAUCACCUUAUGCCUCAUCACCUCCCUCUCCGUGGAGUUUCUGGGUCUUUCUGCGGCCACCAAUCUGCACCACAACCUGCUCAACAAGAUCAUCCACGCUCCCAUCAGGUUUUUUGACGUCACUCCUUUGGGGCAGAUCCUUAACAGAUUUUCCGCUGAUACCAACAUCAUCGACCAGCACAUUCCUCCAACACUGGAGUCUCUGACUAGAUCGACACUCCUCUGUCUCUCAGCCAUCGGGGUCAUAGCUUCUAUCACUCCUGCUUUCCUUGUCGCCUUGGUUCCCCUCGCUGUGGCCUUCUACUUCAUUCAGAAGUAUUUCAGAGUUGCCUCCAAGGACCUGCAGGACCUCGAUGACUCCACACAGCUUCCUCUGCUCUGCCACUUCUCUGAGACUGCAGAAGGUCUCACCACCAUUAGAGCUUUCAGGCACGAGGCGAGGUUUAAACAGCGCAUGUUGGAGCUGACUGACACCAAUAACACCGCCUACCUGUUCCUGUCUGCUGCCAACCGCUGGCUGGAGGUCCGAACGGACUACCUCGGAGCAGUGAUUGUUCUGACGGUGGCCGUCGCCUCCAUCUGGGCCGGUCGGCCUGCUGGAGGCCUGGUGGGGCUCGGCCUCACCUACGCCCUCACUAUCACUAACUAUUUAAACUGGGUUGUCAGGAACUUGGCAGACUUGGAGGUCCAGAUGGCAGCUGUGAAGAAGGUCAACAGCUUCCUCAGCACAGAGUCCGAGAACUACGAGGGAUCUAUGGACGCCUCUCAGGUUCCUGAGAACUGGCCUCAUGACGGUGAGAUAAAGAUCCACGACCUGUGCGUGCGCUAUGAUCCCAUGCUCAAGCCGGCGCUGAAACACGUCAACGCGUGCAUCAAACCGGGCCAGAAGGUGGGAAUCUGUGGCCGCACCGGCAGCGGGAAGUCAUCUCUGUCUCUGGCCUUCUUCAACAUGGUGGAUAUUUUUGAAGGGAAGAUCGUCAUCGAUGGGAUCGACAUCUGUAGGCUUCCUCUGCAGACCCUCAGGUCUCGACUCUCCAUCAUUCUCCAGGAUCCGGUGUUAUUUAGCGGCUCCAUAAGGUUUAAUCUGGAUCCAGAGCGUAAGUGCACUGACGACCGCCUGUGGGAGGCGCUAGAGAUCGCUCAGCUCAAGAACAUGGUGAAGGUGCUGCCUGGAGGACUUGAUGCCAUCGUGACAGAAGGUGGAGAGAACUUCAGCGUUGGACAGAGGCAGCUCUUCUGUUUGGCCAGAGCCUUCGUCAGAAAGAGCAGCAUCCUCAUCAUGGAUGAAGCCACAGCGUCCAUAGACAUGGCCACGGAAAGCAUCCUACAGAAGGUGGUGAUGACGGCGUUCGCGGACAGAACCGUCGUCACGAUCGCACACCGUGUCCACACCAUCCUAACAGCUGAUCUGGUCAUUGUGAUGAAGAGAGGCAACAUCUUGGAGUACGACAAACCGGACACUCUGCUGGAGCAGGAAGACGGGAUGUUUGCUUCGUUCGUCAAAGCCGACAUGUAGACUCGCAGUCGGUUUUGAACAGAUGACAACCAACAGACUGAUCAGUUUGAUCCUUAAAUCUUAUUUUUUGCAUGGAGGAAACAGAAACUCCACUUAAACCAACAAUACAGCAGGAAGCUGUGGACAAGCUGAAAUAGUCAACUGGACGUGUGUUAUUCCAAUGAAAUUCAUCUUGGAUCACCAACAUAAACACAUUGGGUGUGUUUUAUGUAUGUUAGCAAUUAGACCUACUAGAUUAUAUACAGAGGUAGUAUAAAGUCUAGUGCCCAUUAUAAACAAAAAUGACGUUAAAGUCUAGAUAAAUUUGCCUCAUUCUGUUCUGUUUUUUUUUUUUUUUUUGCAUUUACCAGAAAUACUCUGAUUUCAGAUACACUCAAGAUGUAUCAACAAUGAAUUAAAUUAAACCUAAAAGUUUCUUGUGAGGUUAGAGGUUUGUCCCACAUUAUUAGCUAGCUUGACAAGUUUUUGCAACUUAUUAUUCUGUCUAAAUUACUCUAAUUACCUCCUCCCUCUGGGUUUUGAGAAUUUUAGUGUACUUUAAAAAACACAAACAGUUUGACCUUUUUUGUGACCUCGACCUUUAAUUUACUACUAAUGAAAAGGAUUCCAGGUUAGAAAAGUAUGUCCAAAUAGAUCAACAUGCGGUUAAUUAAAUUUGUUUUGUUUUGUUUCCUCUUUUCAAUAAAUUCCACAAAUAAAACAGAGUAAGGUUGUAUUAAUCCAACUAAAAUCCUAUAUUCAACAUCCUUUAACUACAAACACACUCAGGAAGAUGUGGAUUAAUCCGCCACAUUAAGUUGUCGCAGUUGAUUUCACCAUUUCUUCUUGUUUGAGUUUUUCUUUUCUGUUCUCUGUGUAAACAUGUGAUGUUUUGUUUCAAAGGUUUUAAAACGUCUGAAAGACUUUCACCAGCUGUUGUACCUUUUUGGGAUUUAUGAACAUUAAGUGAAAUAUGGCCUGAUUUUGGGGUUGCAACACAAGAUCCUGGACGAACCCCCAAUUGUGUUACCUCUCUGUGUCCUUUGCUGAGUUUGUACAGAGACUAAGCCUUUAGGUCUUUUUGUAAUGGCAGAAUUUUUACACUGUUCAACUUUUGCAUAUUUCACCACUAUUAUCGUUUAUACUCCUUGGCACAGAUAUUAAGCAAUAAUAAGUCAGGAGGUUUGAAUGUUCGCCGGUGUCUGGUGCUUCAUGCAGUUUUUCUCACUGUGAAAGAAGAUUUUUGUUUGUAUUUUACACUUAGGUUUGUUGCAAGGUUCUACCACAGAAGUACCACUGAUAGAAAUGACUGAACUGGUCCCUCACAUCCUGGAAAGAAAGACGAUGAAGAGUGAACAGCAGAUUGUUGCGACCUUUCAUCAACCGUGAGGUCUUUUUAGGGAUGUUUUUGAUUCUUAAAAUAAUUCUUAUCCCCGUCUGACUCUUAUUGAGGCUUAACUUGGAAUGAAAAAGAUCUUCUUGGAGAAACACCACAUUUGCUUAAAUUAUCUGCCAAUCAAUAAGUUUGAUGUAAAGAAGGCGAAACAAGACCAGAAACAAAUAGUUUUUCUUCACUCAAGCAAAGAAAGUUUGAUUCAUACCUGAAAAUAUUUAUGGGGCAGUUUUUAAUUUAUGCCAUAAUAAAUAUGGCAUCCAGUAGUAAUUAUGUUUUUCAUAGUUUUCUUUUUUAUAUAUAGUUUAAAACUGGUUUAAAAUGUCUUGUUUUUGUCUUUUCAAAAUAUUAAGAUGAAAAUCUGCAACUAUAUUUGAAUUUGUGCACAAAGUAGAAGCUAGAUGUACCUAUUUUAGGGCAACUUGUACCAAAAGUAAUUUUUUUUGGUAGUUUCAGUUAAUGUGGGAUCUGCCUCACUUUUUGCCCUGUAUGCUGAGGAUACUCUGGUUUUUUUUUAUUUUUUCUCUGGCUUGAUCUCUUCAAAUGAAAACUUUCAAAACCAAGAAAUCUGCAGUUUGUUUGUGGUCGCCGUCACUCGGCUCUAUCAGCCGUAUUUCUGUGCAGACUUUAGUACGAACACUGUAAGGUGUUGCGGCUCCACUCGCAGCCGCUGAACCUGCUGUCUGUCUGCAGUCAUGCUUUGCUGAACUUUUUAAUCAUCUUGGAGGGGUCUGAACCCGCCGAAAGCUCCUGGGAGCUGGAGUGGGGAUUUUUUUUUGUAAAGUUUGAUUUAAACAUUUUCUAAUGUGAUAAAAACAAAUCUGUUUUUCUCUUCCAUCCAGUUUAGGUUCAAAAGGCAGCAUUACUGCUCUCUGAGCCCAAAGUUUUUAUAAAUGCUGGUUGCUUAAAUUUUACUAAGAAGGGAACAAUUGGUCUUUCUGAAUUAAAGUGACUGUUGUAUCUUUGUGCUAUAAACAGACACAAAAUCAGACUAAACUAAAAAAACUAUUUUAAUCUGCUGCCAGCUUUUAAAAUAUUUUAUAUAAUUAAUGCAAAGAACAGCUGUGGAAGUAUUUGUGGAAGUAGUUUGCUGUCAGGUUAUAAUCCUAUAAUAAUUGAUCAUCAGCAAACUCAUAAACUAAAAUGACUUGAUAUUCCAGACUCGCAUUAGUUUGCCGUCUCUGCUUUUAUUUGAGCUGAAAGUAUAAACAAUCAUUUAAAGUUGUUUAUAGCUUUUCUUAUUUACCAAGCACUUCUAAAGACUUUGGUUUCGUUUUUUUAUGAGAUCAUUUUGAAUCUAAAUUGUUUUUAUAGCCUUUAUAAUAUUUCAUUAUAGUUCCACCUGUUGUUGCACCAUUUUUUCUCCUUUUUCCCAGAAUCACUUGUUUCUCUGCCGCUGUCGGGUCUUUGUUUUCUUGGUAAUUGAUUGUUUUUUGAAUGACAUUUUAUUUGACUUUAGGACAUCUCUACUGUACAGAGAAAAUACCAGAUUUAUUAGAUCAUAAGUGUUUUUUUAAAGACAUUACUCUGAUGUUUUAUCUCAAGAAGUUUCUGCUUUUUGUCUUGUUAAAAUCCGCUUCAGUCUCUGCCUUUUUCCAUUCACUUCAACUCUUCCUCUUCUGUUUAGAUCCAUCUUCUACCUUCGUUCUUUUAUCCAUAUGACCAACACUAACUCCUGAUCAAUCUUUUGCAUAUUUACAGUUCUGCAUUUCUCUGCUGGACUCCUAAAUGUUUCCUUUAAACACAACAAACUGUCUUUGAGAAACGACGUUAAUGAAAACAAAAAAGGUGAAUUAGAUUAAUGUGACUUAAUUAAAAGUUUGCAUGAUCAGGUCUAUGCAGAACAUCUCACUUGUUCUGAAUUCACAUAACUGUUAAUGAUCUUAAAUGUAAGUUUUAUAUGAUUUUUUGUGUGAAUUCUGUUUGCAUAUCUAAAGGUUUUCACAAUAUAAAACAAAUGAUUUUUAUUUGUGCCUAUAUUUUUUACACAUGAAAUGACAUUAAAACUGUUUUAAGUAA
Girardinichthys multiradiatus is the source of this 8350-nucleotide messenger RNA. RefSeq names its product ATP-binding cassette, sub-family C (CFTR/MRP), member 9 (gene abcc9). Gene Ontology annotation, cellular component: membrane. The coding region runs from base 169 to 4959 and encodes 1596 amino acids. Gene Ontology annotation, molecular function: ATP binding; ATP hydrolysis activity; ABC-type transporter activity. Gene Ontology annotation, biological process: transmembrane transport; potassium ion transport. The transcript has 42 exons. The record is from RefSeq and is a predicted model, not a curated record. Lineage: Eukaryota; Metazoa; Chordata; Actinopteri; Cyprinodontiformes; Goodeidae.